This is a messenger RNA of Phycomyces blakesleeanus NRRL 1555(-), 1611 nucleotides long. RefSeq lists its product as hypothetical. Gene Ontology annotation, cellular component: membrane. Gene Ontology annotation, biological process: transmembrane transport; carbohydrate transport. The transcript is spliced from 5 exons. NCBI's taxonomy places the organism in Eukaryota, Fungi, Mucoromycota, Mucoromycetes, Mucorales, Phycomycetaceae. Gene Ontology annotation, molecular function: carbohydrate:proton symporter activity. The coding region runs from base 1 to 1611 and encodes 536 amino acids. The record is from RefSeq and is a predicted model, not a curated record.
AUGUCUCCAAUCAUACCAGUCUCAGGUGGAAAAGGAGACCCUAACAUUCGGUCAGAAGCUGGCUUCAUUCUUUAUGUUAUCACUGCAUUUGCAGCCCUUGGUGGACUCCUUUUUGGUUAUGAUUUCGGUGUAACCAGUGGUGUGAUGGCUAUGCCUUACUUCCAAGAAUACUUUUAUGAAUUGACACCGGCAAUCAAGGGUGCCUUAAAUUCUCUUAUGGGAUGUGGUGCUGUGUUUGGAUGCUUGAUCGUGGGUGUUCUCUCUGAUCGGUUCGGUCGUCGUGAUACCAUUGCUGGUUCUGCUUUGAUCUUUAUUGUUGGUGGUAUUCUUCAGACAGCCUCCCAGAACAUUGAGAUGCAGUUGAUCGGUCGAUUCGUCUCUGGUCUCUCCGUCGGUGCUUGUUCCGUACUGUCUCCAAUGUACAACGCCGAGCUGGCACCCAAAGAAAUCCGCGGUCGUCUUGUUGGUUUUCAGCAGCUUAUGGUUGACAUUGGUCUCUUAGUAUCUGGAUGGCUUGAUUUUGGAACCAUUUACAUCCAUAGUGAUUGGUCGUGGCGUAUCCCUUACAUGGUCCAGAUAUUACCUGCUAUUUUGCUUGCAUUCUGUCCCUUUCUCUUACCUCGUUCUCCCCGCUGGUUGGUUGAGAAGGGUAGAUACGAUGAAGCCAUGCUGGUCCUGGCUCAAGUUCAUGGAAAUGGCGACCAAAAUCACCCAUAUGUUCAGCAAGAAUUCAAGGAAAUCAAAGAUUCAGUUGUCCUCGAAAAUAAUCUUUCUGUCGGAAGUUAUAUAGAUCUUUUGAAAGAUUCUAGAAAUCAUCGUGUACUUUGGGUUGGAUGCUCCAUUGCUAUUUUUCAACAGCUUACUGGUGCGAACGUUAUUAUGUACUACGCUGCUUUUAUGUUCCAACAAGCCGGUCUUAAAGGAUCAAUGUCUUUGAUGGCAAACGGUAUCAAUUAUAUUGUCAUGGUUGUCUUCUGUAUUCCUGGCAUGCUUCUUGUCGACAGAGUGGGCCGUGUAAAACUGAUGAUCUGGGGAUCUACUGGAAUGUGCGUCUGCUUCUUUAUUAUCGCUGGUCUGUACGGUGGUUGUGGGUACAAAGAAUGGGACGAGGCCAGCAUGAGUCAUGUUGUCAACAUGUCUGAAAAUCCAAAUGCUCAGAACGCUGUCAUUGCCUUUAUCUUCAUCUUUGUCGCUUUCUAUGCCACUACAUGGGCUCCCGUUGCUUGGAUUUACAUUGCCGAAAUUUUCCCUCUUCGUAUCCGUUCCAAGGGUUUUGCUUUGGCAUCCUCCGUACUUUGGAUUGGUAAUAUUGUUGUCGGUCAGGUUACACCUGUACUUAUGGACAGUAUCACCUGGGGUACAUACCUAAUCUACGGUGCGAUUGGUAUUGGUAUGCUUGUGUGGGUAAUUCUGUUUGCUCCUGAGCCCAAGGGUCUCUCUCUCGAAGAAAUGGAAGUCAUUUUCAAAGGUCCUUUGAUUGUUACCAACCUUAACUAUACCGAGUACCUUGCCGCCCAUCACGAAGAAAUUGAACGUAUUCGUGAGGAAGUCAACAGAGCUGCUGUUGAUAAGUCCAAGGGAGAGAUGUCAGAGGAAAAGUCUCCUUUGUAA